UCCCUGCUGUACAAAUUUGGAAAACAAAAUUUCUCGAAUCCUUCGAGAGAAGUCGCUCCCCAGGAGCUCAUUUUUGUUUGAUGUAGCUUCACUUUCGUGAAACUAAAUCGCAAAAAUGGAGUCGAGGGGGAACAGGAACAUUCGUAUCAACAUGAUGGAGGGGGUCGGGGCAAGGGUUACUAGAGGACUCGACUGGAAAUGGGGAAAACAAGACGGUGGAGAGGGGCAUGUCGGAACGGUUCGCUCCUUCGAGUCGCCCGAAGAAGUGGUGGUGGUGUGGGACAAUGGUACGGCGGCGAACUACCGCUGCGCUGGGGCCUACGAUCUACGCAUCCUGGACAGUGCACCGACUGGAAUCAAGCAUGAUGGCUCCAUGUGUGACACAUGCCGUAUGCAACCUAUAUAUGGCAUGCGUUGGAAGUGUGCUGAGUGUCCGAACUAUGACCUUUGCUCCGUCUGUUACCAUGGUGAUAAACAUCAUCUCAGACAUCGUUUCUACCGCAUCAACACACCAAACAGUGAAAGGGUUGUGCUGGAACCACGUCGCAAGAGCAAGAAGAUCAUGGCCAGAGGUAUCUAUCCAGGCGCCCGGGUAGUCCGUGGUGUUGACUGGGAGUGGGAGGACCAAGAUGGCGGCAUGUCGCGACGAGGAAAGGUCACUGAGGUCCAGGAUUGGAGCGCCACAAGCCCCCGCAGCGCCGCCUACGUCAUCUGGGAUAAUGGAGCAAAGAACCUCUACAGAGUUGGAUAUGAGGGAAUGAGUGACUUGAAGGUUGUGAGCGAUGCUAAAGGAGGCUACUUCUACAGAGAUCAUCUCCCGAACCUAGGCGAGCAAGGACCAGGUAGUCGUGGAGUACAUGGGCUGUUCUCGCUUGGAGACCAGGUGAAUGUGGACCUGGAACUGGAGAUAGUCCAGACCUUGCAGCAUGGCCACGGGGGAUGGACCGAUGGAAUGUUUGAGACGCUGGGCACUACUGGGACUGUCGUUGGCAUUGAUGAAGACCAUGAUGUGGUGGUUUCCUAUCCUAGUGGUAACAGGUGGACAUUCAAUCCAGCCGUCUUGACCAAGGUCAACCCUACGACCGCAGCCAACCUGACGGUGCGGACCAACGACCCUGCCGUGGCUUCUCAGUUCCAGAUUGGAGACCUGGUCCAGAUCUGCAGUGACCUGGAACGGAUGAAGAUCCUACAACGGGGCCACGGAGAAUGGGCAGAGGCUAUGCUUCCCACUUUGGGGAAGAUUGGUCGUGUUCAGCAGAUUUACCAUGACAACGAUCUGAAGGUAGAGGUGUGUGGAACGUCAUGGACCUAUAAUCCCACAGCUGUUACUAAAGUCGCCUCAGACUCCGCAGGAUUAGGAAACUCCUCAGAGAGACUCUCUGCCCUGCUGAAGAAGCUGUUUGAGACCCACAUCAGUGGGGAUGUCAAUGAGGAGCUGGUCAAGGCAGCGGCUAACGGUGACGCCCACAAGUGUGAGGAGAUCAUGCAAAGGCCUGAAGCAAACGUCAAUGUCCAGUUUGCUGGUCACACAGCGCUCCAGGCAGCUAGUCAGAAUGGCCACGGAGAUGUCUUGAAGGUUCUCAUCCGACACAAUGCUGAUAUGGAAGUAGAGGAUAAAGAUGGUGACCGUGCUAUUCAUCACGCGGCCUUCGGUGACGAGCCUCAUGUCAUUGAACUCCUCCACGAAGAGAGUGCUGACCUCAACGCUCGUAACAAACGCCGCCAGACGGCCCUCCACAUAGGGGUCAACAAGGGUCACUAUGGGGUCGUCAAGAUACUGCUGGAACUGGCCUGCCACCCAAGUCUCCAGGAUUCAGAAGGAGACACGCCCCUGCAUGAUGCGAUCAGUAAGAAACGAGACGACAUCCUCUCUCUUUUGUUAGACCAUAACGCUGACAUCUGUGUGACCAACAACAAUGGCUUCAAUGCUCUCCAUCAUGCUGCUCUCCGAGGAAAUCCAAGGUGGGUCUUUCUUUGCUUCUUACCACUCCCUGACCAUAGACUAUUUUCAAAAUAUACCGGUACUCAAAUUUAUACAUAUUUUAUCUAGCAAUGAGCUACUACAUUGACCUGUUAUAUAUCAUUGUAUCUCAAUAGUUGAAUGCAAAUUACUGUAUAUGCUGGCCUUAAUGCCGCAGCGCCGUAUAGGCUGCACCCCUGAUUUUGACAUUUCUUAGACCCCCAAAACCCC
This is a messenger RNA of Strongylocentrotus purpuratus (purple sea urchin), 2191 nucleotides long. It is a transcript of the gene mib1, whose product is annotated as E3 ubiquitin-protein ligase MIB1. Gene Ontology annotation, biological process: protein ubiquitination. The transcript has 12 exons. The record is from RefSeq and is a predicted model, not a curated record. Gene Ontology annotation, cellular component: cytoplasm. The coding region runs from base 116 to 2050 and encodes 644 amino acids. Gene Ontology annotation, molecular function: ubiquitin-protein transferase activity; zinc ion binding; protein binding. NCBI's taxonomy places the organism in Eukaryota, Metazoa, Echinodermata, Echinoidea, Camarodonta, Strongylocentrotidae.